Sorghum bicolor (sorghum) is the source of this 1041-nucleotide messenger RNA. RefSeq lists its product as uncharacterized. The transcript has a single exon. The record is from RefSeq and is a predicted model, not a curated record. Bases 1 to 1041 code for a protein of 346 amino acids. NCBI's taxonomy places the organism in Eukaryota, Viridiplantae, Streptophyta, Magnoliopsida, Poales, Poaceae.
AUGGGCGGCGCCGGCAAGAUGAUCCGCACGGCGCUGCACUCCUUCUUCCGGCACUACCACCCGGCGUCGUCCGCGGCGUCGCUGCUGGCGCUGCCGUUCUCCGCCGCCGCGCUGCUCUCGCGCUCGCACCCGGCGCUGCUGGCGCCGUCGCACCUCCUGUCGCGCCGCCUCCGCCGCGUCCUCGUCGCCGCGGGGUUCCCGCCGGCGUCCCAGCUGCUCUUCCUCCUCAGCCACCGCCUCUCCCAGCGCGCCUGCGCGUUCCUCGCCGCAUUGCCCUUCUCGCUCUCCUUCCUGCUCCUCGCCAAGGCCUGCGCCGUGCAUUUCUGCUGCUGCUCGCCGCACGGCCAGCAGCGCCGGCGGAAGGACAGCACAUCCGCCGCUGCCGUCUUGCGGUCGUCGUACCCGGCGAUGGCGUGGACGCAGCUCGUCAACUGCCUCGCGCUGCUGCUCGCCAACGCCGCCGUCUUCGCCGCGCUGCUCGCCGCGUUCAAUGCCGCCGAGGCGCUGCAACUGCUGGGCGUCGGCGGCGCUCCCCCACACGGCUCCGGUUCCCGUCCCACCUCGGGCACCUCCAGCCCCGACAGCGGAAGCGGGAGCAGGGCGGUGCUGGCGCUCUCGGCGGCCGGCGUGAUCGUCUACUCGGUGGCGCUGGCCAACGCGUCGGCGGUGUGCAACCUGGCCACGGUGGUGGCGGCCGCCGAGGGCCGCGGCGGCGCGCACGCCAUGCUCAAGGCGAUCCUCAUGCUGCUCCGGGCCGGCGACGCCGCCACCGCCGUGGCCGCGUCCUUACCGGCCAGCCUCGCAGCCGCCGCCGUCGAGGCGCUGUUCCAGCUCCGGGUCAUGCGCCCCUACACGGCCACGGGCAAGGUCACCGUGGGAAUGCUCUGCGAGGGCCUGCUCGUCGCGUAUAUCCACUCCAUGAUCUGUGUCCUCGACACCGUCGUCACCAGCAUGGUCUACCAGAGCUGCAAGGCCAGCCAUUCUUGCCACCUCUUGGAGCUGGAGCUCGAUGGCGACCGCAAGGACGACUUGAGAGUCUGA